ACUCAGAGUGUAGACCUGAGAGCAAAGAUUCAACUUCAGUGCAAGAUUUUUCCAAAGAAGCAUCAUGUCAGGUUGCAAUAAUAGACAGACUGACAGAAAAUAGUGUCUAUGAUACCAGCUUGAAAACAACUCUUGAAUGUGAAAAUUUGUUAGAGAAGCAGCAAGGAAAUCAGGGAAGACACUUAAGAGAAAUGUUCACCUACAUUAAUUCACUCCCUGAAGAAAGAGCUCAUGAUCAUGAUGUAUAUUGGAAAAGCUUUAGUCCGAAGUCUGUCCUUCUCACUCAAGACAGAGUUCCAAAAGGAUCCUAUGCCUUUCAUACACUUGAAAAGAGAUUGAAACAGAAAUCAAGUUUAAGGAAAAAGCAGAGAACCUAUAAAGAGAAAAAACCUCAUAAAUGUAAUGAUUGUGGUGAACUAUUCACUUACCAUUCAGUGCUUAUUCGACACCAGAGAGUCCAUACUGGAGAGAAACCCUAUAGCUGCGAUGAAUGUGCGAAAUCUUUUAGCCACAGAGCUAAUUUAACUAAACAUCAGAGAACUCAUACUAGAAUUCUCUUUGAGUGCAGUGAAUGCAAGAAAGCCUUUACAGAAAGCUCGUCCCUUGCAAUACAUCAGAGAAUUCACAUUGGAGAGAGACCUUAUGAAUGUAGUGAAUGUGGGAAAGGAUUUAAUCGAAGUACACAUCUUGUACAGCAUCAGUUGAUCCAUACUGGGGUGAAGCCUUACGAAUGUAAUGAAUGUGAUAAAGCUUUCAUUCAUUCCUCAGCACUCAUCAAACAUCAAAGAACUCAUACUGGAGAGAAACCCUAUAAAUGUCAGGAAUGUGGGAAAGCUUUUAGCCAUUGCUCAUCCCUCACUAAACAUCAGAGAGUUCAUACUGGAGAAAAGCCAUAUGAAUGUAGUGAAUGUGGGAAAACCUUUAGUCAGAGCACACAUCUUGUUCAACAUCAAAGAAUUCACACUGGAGAGAAACCCUAUGAGUGUAACGAAUGUGGGAAAACCUUCAGCCGGAGUUCAAAUUUUGCUAAACAUCAAAGAAUUCAUAUUGGAAAGAAACCAUACAAAUGUAAUGAAUGUGGUAAAGCCUUUAUUCAUUCAUCAGCUCUUAUUCAACACCAGAGAACUCAUACUGGAGAGAAACCCUAUAGAUGUAAUGAAUGUGGGAAAAGCUUUAAGUGCAGUUCAUCCCUCAUCAGACAUCAAAGAAUCCAUACACAAGAGCAACCCUGAAAAAUUAUUAAAUGUGAAGAAAUGAUCCCAGUCAAGAAACAUAACUGAAGCACCUGUGAGACGCAAGGACAUAUCUUUCUGUCAAAUAUGGAAAAUCGCUCACAGGACAAUGACUCACUUGAGGAUAAACAGCUUUCCUCUAUGAAGAAGUUGGCCAUUUCUCUGACCUUCAUGUUUACCCACAUGGUUUGUUCCUAUUCUCUCUACAUGAUGUAUCCCAGAAUCCUAAAGAAAAUUGAAAUGGCAUAAAAUCACAUGAUAUAUUGACAUACUUACAUGGGUGACCAAAGACCACUAAUGGGAUAAGGAACACAAAAGUGCUCAAAUAUCUAGCAAAACACUAUACAAAUGUCAGGUUUUUUUGUUACUCUGUUACAUAUUGUGUGAAAAGAUUUUAAAGUAGAGGAAAAAGUAGUUACAGAUUUCUUCUUCCCUUCUAAAUUCUUUUAUGAACAUUCAGCACCACCAGUCCAUGUUUUUGCCCCCUCCAAACUAUCCCUGCGACAUGUAAUUGCCCCUCUGUAGACUUCUAUUAUUGAAGAUGAAUAGGAGAAUAAAAUUUUAAAAAGUGGUGGUAAUAGAGAGCAAGAUUACUAAGGAUGGAUUGAGCAUAAAUCCAGCAAUGAUGGAUAUCAAACAAUAUGAAAGAAAUGGGACUGAAAAAUUCUUGUAAAGAAUUUUAAAAAACACAUUGAAAGGGGUUGAGAAGAUUGGGAAGGCUCAAGGUCUCAGAGGUCAGGGUAGGAGAAUGGCUGAUGAGCAAAAUAAAGGAAAGGGAGCUCAACCCUUUUCAUCACUUUAAUAUUCUAUAUUGAUCUAAAGCAGGAAUUGACAAACUGGCCUGCACCCACAGACCAAGUUCAUCUGCUAUUUCUGUGAAUGUUUAAUUGGAAUACAGCCACACACAUUCAUUUACAUGUUUUGUUUGGCUAUUUUAUACUAUAAUGGCAGAGUUGAGUAGUUGCAGCAGAGAGCAUAUAGCCUGAAAAAUCCUAAAAUACUUGCUAUUUCUCAAUAUGCCAAAUGCUUGAGUGAAAAGUGAAUGCAUCAUUUGGGGGCCAAAAUUCGACUAACAAAAUAACAUCAACAUGGGCUUUUCAAAGCUGGGUUUUAAUUCUGCCAUCUCUGUUUAGAAUUAUGUGGCCUUGAAAAGGACCUGGAACAAUAAAUUAUAUAGAGUCUUCUCUCUCCCUCUACCACACCUUCUCUCGAUAUGUGUACACACACAAACACACAUUUUAAUGAAGUGACGUCUUAGUUCAUUUGGGCUGCUAUACAACAUUCAAUUAUCACAGUUCUGGAAACUAGGAAGUCCAAGCUCAAGGCCCUGGCAGAUUCGGUGUCUGGUGUGAAAGGGCAUUUUUUGAGGGGACACAGACAUUCAGUCUAUAGCAAGUAGCUAAGCAUCCAUCAGAAAUUAAGAAUGAGCAUCUCCCACCCCUUCCAUUUGCUAAUUAAGAACUAUAUGCAUCCUGCCAUCAGCUCAUGAUAGAGAAGGGGCUUCACUUUCUACUCUUGCUUCUAUCUGGUACUGGACCUACACACUCCCUUUUAGACCUGGAGGAAUCUGCUUUUUUGCCUUCUGAGUACCACUUAGCCAGGAGCUAUCUGGCAGUUCUAAAGACUCAAGUUUGUAAUCUAAAGGCAGUUUAAGUGCUGUUAAAGGAUUUGCUAUGUUUUACUGAGAACUCUGGCCCUUUGCAUUUCAGUAUUUGUUCUUUUUAUACCUGGUGUUCAAUCUGACUGUGUGUUUAUACCUUAACAUGAAUCUUGGAAGUUUUAGCAGUCUGCUUUUCAAAUAUUUUUUGUUACCUAUAAGCUAAAUUUGACUGCUCUUAUUGGCCCACUCUCAAUAAAGAUGUUUAUAUAUUUAUUGUCAGAAA
Myotis davidii is the source of this 3115-nucleotide messenger RNA. Its product is annotated as zinc finger protein 286A. NCBI's taxonomy places the organism in Eukaryota, Metazoa, Chordata, Mammalia, Chiroptera, Vespertilionidae. Gene Ontology annotation, biological process: negative regulation of transcription by RNA polymerase II. The annotation marks the transcript as partial. Gene Ontology annotation, molecular function: DNA-binding transcription repressor activity, RNA polymerase II-specific. The transcript is spliced from 2 exons. The record is from RefSeq and is a predicted model, not a curated record.